This is a messenger RNA of Harmonia axyridis, 1405 nucleotides long. RefSeq names its product protein ALP1-like. Lineage: Eukaryota; Metazoa; Arthropoda; Insecta; Coleoptera; Coccinellidae. The record is from RefSeq and is a predicted model, not a curated record. The transcript has a single exon. Bases 581 to 1354 code for a protein of 257 amino acids.
AUACAAAUAAUUUUUCUCUAUACCGGAUGACUUUUUUUACCGUCUCGAAAAAAAAUGGGUAUAUUAUGUGAACGGAGUAGAAGCUUAUGCCAUACCUAAUUUUUUUUUUCUUUUUUCCAAAGCUUAGAAAAAAAUUGAUCUAUCAUCAAAAAACGCUAUAAAUUUAAAGUAAACCUGUUCAUAUUAGAACAAAGAAAGAGAAAUUUUGAAAAAAAAAUAUCAAUUGAUAAAACAUAUCAAAUUUCAAAUCAUACACAAGUCGCGAAUGAUUUUAAUUUGGAAGUUUUUUUUUUUUCGAAAAAAAAGAAAAAAAACUAAGUAUGCCAUUUGCUUCUACUCCGUUCACCUAUUAUACCCAUUUUUUAUCGAGACGGUAAAAAAAGUCAUCCAGUAUAAGCAACCUAGGUUGAAUACAAAAUAAAUUUUAAAAUAUUACAUUAUAAUAAAAUAAAAAUAUUUCUCUUUUUACAGGUACCUAACAACAGGAACAUCAUUCCGGAAAUUAUCAGUACCUUUCCGUAUUUCAAAAACAGCCAUAGCAAGCAUUGUGUUGGAAGUUUGUACUGCUAUUUGGAAAAAUAUGCAUAACAAACACAUGAAAUUUCCCAGUACUGAAGAAUUUAAAACUAUAGCAGAAUCUUUUUCAAUGAAAAAUAAAUUCCCACAUUGUUGUGGCAAUUUGGACGGCAAACACAUUCGUGUCAACAAGCCGGCGAAGUGUGGCAGCAUGUACUACAAUUAUAAAAUGUACAACUCCAUUGUACUGUUAGCUGUCACAGAUUCAAAAAAUAAGUUUAUAAUUAUUGACGUAGGUGCAUAUGGAAAAGACAGUGAUGGUGGUGUACUCAGUAAUUCAAGUUUCUAUCAAAAGCUGGAAAACGGAGAUAUUCAACUUCCUCCCGCAGAACCAUUACCGAACUCUAACAUUAUGGCACCUUAUGUGUUUUUAGGAGACGAGGCAUUCCCACUAAAAACAUUUAUAAUGCGACCUUAUCCAAGAAGGCAAGCGACAGAUGUCACAAAAAUAAGAUUCAAUAAAAGAUUAUCUGCUACGAGAGUUGGCGUAGAAUGCACAUUUGGAAUGAUGGCCUCGAAAUUUCGAAUACUUUAUAAACCUAUAGAGACCUCGGUUGAAAACGCUAUUAAAAUUGUAAUGUCAAUCUGUCUCUUGCACAAUAUUUUAAUAGAUAUAGACAAAACAUAUUAUAGCGAUAGCGAUCGACAACACCUUAUAUAUCGUCGACGGCUCAACACAUUGACGACAUUAAACAGAGCCAGGCGUAAUAAUAACACUUCCAGAGCUGCGAUUAUUGCAAGACAGAAUUUUACUAAUUAUUUCUCAAAUUCGUCGUGAAUAAUGUAUUAAAGAAAAUAAGUAAUAAAUAAAAAAUAUACUCACUUGUUU